Molecule: messenger RNA, 2335 nt
Organism: Thermothelomyces thermophilus ATCC 42464
Lineage: Eukaryota; Fungi; Ascomycota; Sordariomycetes; Sordariales; Chaetomiaceae
Exons: 2
Coding region: 48-956 (302 amino acids)
Source: RefSeq, a predicted model, not a curated record
GCGACAGGCCAACAACAGCCUGGUGUGUUCAGCAGCGGCGCGGCACCAUGGCUUCCCUCAAUCAUUGCCUUGCCUCUCUGGCAAGACUCAGUCUCACGUCACCGGCCAGGCCGACAUUGACCUCGACAAUACCGAAAUUUCUGCUGCCAACCGCGACCGCGAGUCCGCUCGUUCGACAUGCGUCCGGCGGCGGCGGCAUGCGCAAGCGCCCGAAGAAGAAGAGGCAGCACAAAACCUUUCGCACCUACGAUCUCUCUCAGAUGCAGCAGUUCUCCCUCUGUGAUGCCAUGAGGUACAUCCGCGCCUUCGAAGUCGGGCACCCGCCGGCCAGCGUAAAGUACGAGCUGGCAGUCAAACUCAAGGCGACGAAGGGUGGUCCCGUGAUUCGGAACCGCAUCCGCCUGCCAUUCCCUGUCAAGACCGACACGCGCAUUGGUGUGAUCUGCCCGGAGGACAGCCCCAUGUUUACCGAGGCGCAGCAGCUCGGUGCCGUGGCAGUGGGAGAAGAGAGUCUCUUUGAGAGCAUUCGGGAAGGCAAUAUUCCAUUCAACAAGCUCAUCUGCCACGUGGACAGCCAGGAGGCUCUGAAGAAAGCCAAUCUCGGCAGGAUCCUGGGUCCCAAGGGCCUCAUGCCCAACCAAAAGACCAAGACGAUCACGAGCGACAUCAAGACGACAGUGAAGGAACUCAUUGGCGCAGACGAUUACAGGGAGCGUGAUGGAGUUGUCAGGUUGGCGGUGGGCCAGCUUGGUUUCACGCCCCAGAUGUUGUCCGACAACAUCAAGGCACUUAUGUCUCAGUUGAAGGAAGACAUCGCCAACAUCGACGAGAACCACAUUAAGCAGCUCGACGAGGUUGUGUUAACCUCCACCAACGGGCCCGGCUUCAGCUUGGACGGUACCUUCUUCCCGAGAGACGAGAACCUCAAGCCGGAAGACCUGCAGUCCGUCAUGUAACCUGUCUGUAUCAACGAUAUAUACCUUGUACAAUAAUUUCAUUGAGGAUAAGCGCGUCGAACUGCCUCGGCGUCUCCGAGGAACUGAGAUGUGUGAUGAGCCAUUAUUUCUCCUUCAGCACCUUGAGUGCCUCGGCUUGCGCGUCAAGGGUCCUGUAUAUGCCGAGAUACUUGACAACUCGCUCCUGCCCCUUCGGCCCGGCUUUUCGGGCUUCUUUUAACGCUGUGCUCAAGUCGAGCAGUAUUGUGUUCCGACAGCGGGCCAUCCUGUCCUCCAUCUUCUUCACAAACGGCAGAUCCCUACCGAGCGAGUCUGCAAUUUGCUCCGCGAGGACGUACUCCUCCGCUAAAGCAUUCAGCUUCGACGGCCUGCUGCUGACGAAACCGGACUCUUCCUCUUCCUCUUCGCUCUCUUCCUCCUCGCUUCCCGCGAAUUCAAAAUCCUCUUCCCAGUCCUCACCCCCUUCACCAUUGUCUUCUCCCUUCUUCCUCCCUCCUUCCCCGGCGGUCCCGACAGCCAACCGCCGCUCCAAGCCGCUCACCCUCUCAUCUAACUCCAACAUGCUCCGGCCCAUCUCCACCGCCUCCUUCACGCCCUCUAGCUCGCCAUUCACCCGUCCAACCUCCAGCCUCCUCUCUCGCACCCUACCUUGCAGCUCUUCUACGGCUCGCCGAAAGCCGAGUAACGCAACCCUCACAUCCUCGACCUUCUCCUCACCGCCCUUCAGCUCGUCACCGAGCCCCAAGAAGGCGGUAUAAUUCGCGUUGACGAGCUCCAGAAGCUCGGCGCUGAUGGCCGCGCUGCGGUCGCGCAAUUCGGCGCGUAGGUCUUCGAGCGUCUGGUGGCGCGACGCCGGGCCACCCGUGUGUAGCGCCGAGAGGUAGCUGGCCGGGUCGAAGUCGGGGGCGAGGAAGUCUUCUCUGGAGAGCGCCGCGGGGAAAGGGAGAGGGCUGUUGUCGUCAUCUGAAUCUGAGGAGGCCGAGAAGAUGUCGGAAUGCGCAUUGUAGGUUUGGUGGGAAGGCGCGUGCGAGUAGGAGGAUGUCGGGCGGGAGGUUGGAGUUGGAAGGCCUAGUUGCGCCAUGCUGGUGGUAGUAGGGCGAUGGCGGCCGGCCGCCGGCGGAUUGAUAGGGUAUCGAGUUCGUGUGCUGUAUUUUUUUACUUCGGGCGCGGUAAUGCCUUUGGCUUGGAAGGUACUAUCGAUGCUCCUCGCCGCGAAAUCGCAAAGUGUUGACACUCAUUCCAACGCUGGCAACAGCGGUUCUUGGCACCAUGUGGUCUGUGCUCGCUUUUGAGGGCUGUUUGAUGAAUUCAGACUCGGGUACGAGAGUAAUAGCCAAGAUCGUGAGCAAUGUCUAGCAAAGUGAGUUGAUGAAUAUUGU